AUGCGUCUAUUCAACGGCCUGGCUUCCCUCCUGGCAGGAGCGCGCCUCGCGCAGGCCACCCUCCAAAUCAUACCUGGCGGAACAUGGACGGCGACUAACACGGGCCGGCACGUCCAAGCCCACGGCGCCGGCGUCACCAAGGUCGGCUCGACGUACUACCUCAUCGGCGAGGACAAGACCGAGGGCAGCGCCUUCCAGAACGUCAACUGCUACGCCUCGACCGACCUCGUCGAAUGGAGCUACGUCGGCGCCCUGCUCUCGCGGACUUCGGUGGCGGGUGACCUCGGCCCCAACAGGGUCGUCGAGCGGCCCAAGGUCGUCUACAACAGCGGCACCGGCAAGUACGUCAUGUACAUGCACAUUGACGACAGCAACUACGCCGAGGCCAAGGUCGGCGUGGCGACGUCCGACACUGUGUGCGGUAACUACACGUAUCUGGGCAGCUGGAGGCCGUUGGGGUUCCAGAGCCGGGACAUGGGGCUGUUCCAGGACGACGAUGGGUCUGUGUAUCUUCUGACCGAGGACCGGGCCAAUGGCUUGCGCAUCGAUGCGCUAUCAUCGGACUACCUCAACGUCACGCAAAGCGUCUACCUCUGGAGUGAGAGCAUCGAGGCGCCCGCCAUCCUGAAGAAGAACGGGUACUACUUCAUGUUCGGAAGCAGACUGACCGGCUGGGACCCGAACGACAACGUCUACUCUUACGCGACCUCCCUCUCCGGCCCCUGGUCCGCCUGGCAAACCUUCGCCCCCGUCGGCUCCAACACCUUCACCUCUCAGACGACGUACAUCCUCCCCCUGGGCGACACGGCAAUCUACAUGGGCGACCGUUGGGUCAGCACGAACCUCAUGCGGAGCACCUACAUCUGGCUGCCCCUCACAAUCUCCGGCACCAAUAUCACCCUCACGGACCGCGUCAACUGGGUCCCCAACGUCGGCACAGGCACCUGGGCCGUGGCUCCGACCGAGACGUCUUACGAGGGCGAGGCGGCCGGGCUCUCGGACGGCGCGAGGGUGAUAUCGUGUACGGGCUGCAGCGGGUUGGCGGCGGCCGGGUACAUCGGCGGGUCGGCAGGCGGCAAGGCGCAGUUCUCGAACGUUAGCGUUCAGGCCUCCGGGUGGACGACGGUGAGGGUGAAGCACAUGAACGGGGACACGAGCCAGCGGUGGGGGACGGUGACGUGCAACGGCGUCUCGCAGACGGUCGGGUUCCUGCCCACCGCGGACGGGAACACGCCCGGGAGCAGCUCCGUCUUCUGUAACCUGGACGCCGGGUCGGGGAAUACAAUCUCCUUCAUGAGCACCGAUUCCUCGUGGGUUGCCGAUAUUGACAGGAUUUUUGUUCCUGUCAAUUAG
This is a messenger RNA of Colletotrichum graminicola M1.001, 1353 nucleotides long. RefSeq names its product galactan 1,3-beta-galactosidase. The record is from RefSeq and is a predicted model, not a curated record. Gene Ontology annotation, molecular function: hydrolase activity, hydrolyzing O-glycosyl compounds. Gene Ontology annotation, biological process: carbohydrate metabolic process. Bases 1 to 1353 code for a protein of 450 amino acids. The transcript has 4 exons. Lineage: Eukaryota; Fungi; Ascomycota; Sordariomycetes; Glomerellales; Glomerellaceae.